Messenger RNA from Numida meleagris (helmeted guineafowl), 774 nucleotides. Its product is annotated as loricrin-like. Bases 1 to 774 code for a protein of 257 amino acids. NCBI's taxonomy places the organism in Eukaryota, Metazoa, Chordata, Aves, Galliformes, Numididae. The transcript has a single exon. The record is from RefSeq and is a predicted model, not a curated record.
AUGAUCUACUCCUCCGGAAGAGAAUCCUACUUCAACCUGAACUCCACUUGGUACGACCCCGCUGGGUCCUGGCUCGACACCCGGCGCACGCCGUUCCGCUACGGCUACAACAACUGCUGCUCCUCGCGGUGCGACGGCGAGGGUGUGGAGGGCAUGAGAGGACACAACUACCGGCACUACGGCUACCGGCAGCCGGUCUGUUCCGAGCGAUGCCAGGGUUACACCACGGCUGAGUCGUGCCACGGAGGCGGCGGGUCCAGCUGUGCCAGGAGGCCCACCUACAGCUAUGGGUCAACGGGGGGCUGCCAGGGUUAUGGGCGAUCGGUGUGCUCCGAGAGGUGCCAGGGGUCCUCGGGUUCGUGCCACGGUGGUGGUGGAUCCAGCUGUGUCAGGAGGCCCACCUACAGCUAUGGGUCAACUGGAGGAUGCCAAGGCUACGGGAGGUCGGUGUGCUCCGAGCGGUGCCAGGGGUCCUCGGGUUCAUGCCAUGGAGGUGGUGGCUCAAGCUGCGUCAGGAGACCCACCUACAGCUAUGGGUCAACGGGGGGAUGCCAAGGCUACGGGAGGUCGGUGUGCUCUGAGCGGUGCCAGGGAGGGUCCUCAGGAGGGGGAUGCCACAGCUCAGUGCAGCAGCCGCAAUUUAGUGAGCCAGUGCAGAGCAUCCCGCAGUGCUGCCCCAUGCCAGCCCCAGUGCAGCAAGUGCCCGUGGCCAAGUGCGUCCCCCACCAGCAGCAGCAGCAGGUCUGCAAGGUGCCAGCCCGAAAGAUAAAGUAG